AACCCAGAAACCAUGGUCCUAAAAAUGGAGCCACCGUCUAAACAACCGCCGGGGACCGAAAAGGUAACCUCUCUCCCGCUUCCUCCCCCUUCUUCCAAUCAUUCCCCCCUUCCCUGCGCGCGCGCGCGCGCCCGUCAGCCCGCCCGCCUCCUCUCCGCGCCGCGGAUGCGCGCCAUGGCCGACGCCGGCGAGCCCCCUCCCAACCUCUGCCCCCUCUGCGGGCACCCCACCAGCGCCACCUCAACCUCUGGCUCGGCGUCGCCCCCAUCGGCGGCGGCCGCGGCCGCAAGGCAGCAGCCGCUGAUGAUGAUGAGGAAGCCGCCGCCGGAGGCGCCCCCCGCCGUGGUGCGGGUGGAGAUCGGGGACGAGGCGGCGGCGCUGCGGGAGGCGCUGGCGCGGCAGCAGGCGGCGCUCGGGGAGCUGCAGGCCGAGCUGGACGCCGAGCGCGGCGCCGCGGCGGGCGCCGCCAGCGAGGCCAUGACCAUGAUCCUGCGCCUGCAGCGGGAGAAGGCCGAGGCCAUGAUGGAGGCGCGCCAGUUCCGGCGCUACGCCGAGGAGAAGAUGUCCCACGACGCCGCCGAGCUCGCGUCCCUCGAGGAGGCUAUCGCCAAGCGCGACGCCACCGCCGCCGCAACCGCGAUGCGCGGCGUCCCGUCCCAGUCUCGCCUCGGGGGCGGCACCCCGCGGUGCGGCCUCUCGAUCCCUUCCUCCCCGCGCGUCUCCUCCACGCCACGCCACGCUUCUUCCACGCCGUCUUCUUCCGUGGCUGCCGCUGCCGCCGCGGCAGCAUCCGGCGGUUACUACCCGGCCCUGCGGUGCUUCAACGACAUGCAGCAGCACCCGCCGACGGCGUCCGAGGCGGACGCCCUCGACGUGCAGACCCCGCGCGACCACCUUGCGCGCCUCUCCCACCGCGUCAACAUGCUCGAGCGCCGCGCCGUGGCCGCGCCUCAACCGUCCAUCACCACGCCCAUCAUCCGCGUCGCGCCGGGCUCCGCCUUCCAGCAGCGCAACCCUCGCGCCUUCUCCGACGCCGACAGCCUCGACUUGUGCGACGGGGAGUUCUUCCCGGACGACGUCGACUGCGGCGCCAGCGACCGGGUGUACACUGUCGACGCCAUCCACGGCCGAGGCGGCGGCGUGGCCAUGGCCGUGCCCGAGGGGUCCUACUGCGGCGGCACCCCGGUCGGGAGCGUCAGCGACUGCUGCGGCGGCGGCGCGCCGUGGGGUGAGGACGAGGAGAUGCGCCGCCUCAGCGCGCGUCUCCGGGCGCUCGAGGCGGACCGGGAGAACAUGCGGCAGGCCAUCCUCUCCAUGGGCGCCGAGAAGGCGCAGGUCGUGCUGCUCAAGGAGAUCGCGCAGCAGCUCUGCAAGGACGGCCCGCCAACGUCGUCCCUGCCGACCGUCACCGUGGGGCAACAUUACUACAAGGGGGCAGCGCCGGCGCCGGCCAUGACCGUCACCGUGCCACGGCCGCAGCGACCCAUGGUUAUGCACAGGAUGGAACUCAAGAGCCAGCCCAAGACGUCUCUCUUUGCCACUGUGGUCAAGUGGGUUGCAUCGAUCGUCUGGUGGCGAAGGAAAUCAGCCCGCAUCAAGCACCCCAUUGGCCAGUGCGGCAACAACGUCGGGCUGCUGCUGCUGCUCGACAAGUCCUUCAAGGCUGCAGGGAACGGACGUCAGAAACCUCCCAAGAGGGUUUAGAUGCCACCCGUCGUGAGUAUAAUACGGCUGUCUUGUCUGAAAAAAGGUGGCUUCUCGCAUUUGUUGUCUCAGCGCCGUUCUCCCGCUGAUCAUGUGGCAAUGUAGCUUACAACUGGGAGCCAUAUUGUUGUUUUCUGUGUUGUUUUCACUGUCCCUGCGGUUCUUAAUACGUGCUUUGAUGUUCUUUUGGCUUUGCACCUUCAGUACGAAACUGAUGCAUUGUACAGAGUAGGUAACCAGUGGAGCAUUGUAGUACAUGGUAUUCAUCAAGAAUGCACAAGAGUUAAAGGGCA
Messenger RNA from Brachypodium distachyon (stiff brome), 1997 nucleotides. RefSeq names its product myosin-binding protein 7. Bases 13 to 1704 code for a protein of 563 amino acids. The record is from RefSeq and is a predicted model, not a curated record. Lineage: Eukaryota; Viridiplantae; Streptophyta; Magnoliopsida; Poales; Poaceae. The transcript is spliced from 3 exons.